CUCCAGUCCUCUCAUGACAUCCUCACCCUCAACUGAAAACUCCCUCUCGAGCUCUGCUACUUCACUCUCAACACCGCAACAGCGAGUUGACUCCAUCGCCCACCACCUGACCAACUCCACCGUCGCCAGCAUGUCUGCACCAGAGCCUGUCGGAGACUUCGGUCUCAUCGGCCUUGCGGUCAUGGGUCAAAACCUCAUCCUCAAUGCCGCCGAUCACGGAUUCACCGUCGUCGCAUUCAACCGUACCGUCGCCAAGGUCGAUCGCUUCCUCGAGAACGAAGCCAAGGGCAAGAGCAUUGUGGGCGCACACAGCAUCAGCGAGUUCGUGUCGAAGCUGAAGAAGCCACGCCGUAUGAUGCUUCUCGUCAUGGCCGGCAAGCCUGUCGACGACUUCAUCGAGGUCCUGCUCCAGGGUGGUGUCGAGGAGGGUGAUAUCAUUAUUGAUGGUGGUAACUCGCAUUUCCCAGACACCAACCGCCGAACCAAGUACCUCAAGGCCAAGGGCAUCCGCUUCGUCGGAUCCGGUGUCUCUGGUGGUGAGGAGGGUGCCCGAUACGGCCCUUCGAUCAUGCCUGGUGGUAACGAGGAGGCAUGGCCAUACAUCAAGGAUGUUCUUCAGAGCAUUUCUGCCAAGUCCGAUGGCGAGGCGUGCUGCCAAUGGGUUGGUGACGAAGGUGCGGGCCACUACGUCAAGAUGGUGCACAACGGUAUCGAGUAUGGUGACAUGCAGCUUAUUUGCGAGGCCUACGACAUCAUGAAGCGCGGUCUCGGCAUGACCGGUAAGGAGAUGGCAGAUGUCCUGGCCGAGUGGAACAAGGGCGUCCUCGACUCCUUCUUGAUCGAGAUCACUCGAGAUAUCCUCUACUUUAACGACGACGAUGGAACGACUCUCGUGGAGAAGAUCAUGGACUCUGCUGGUCAAAAGGGUACCGGCAAGUGGACCGCCAUCAACGCCCUCGAUAUGGGACAGCCCGUCACUCUGAUUGGUGAGGCUGUAUUCGCAAGAUGUUUGUCUUCGCUCAAGGGCGAGCGUACUCGUGCCAGCGAGAAGCUCACUGGCCCUACACCAAAGUUCGAGGGCGACAAGAAGCAAUUCCUUGCCAACCUUGAGCAAGCUCUCUAUGCUUCCAAGAUCAUUUCCUACGCACAGGGCUUCAUGCUGAUGCAGAGCGCUGCCAAGGAGUACGGCUGGAAGCUUCAGAAGCCAGAGAUUGCCCUCAUGUGGCGAGGUGGCUGCAUCAUCCGCUCCGUGUUCUUGAAGGACAUCACCAAGGCAUACCGCUCGAACCCUGACCUCGAGAACUUGCUCUUUGACGACUUCUUCAACAAGGCCAUCCACAACGCACAGGAUGGCUGGAGAGAUGUCGUCUCCAAGGGAGCCCUUUGGGGUAUCCCCACGCCCGCCUUCUCCACCGCCCUCUCCUUCUUCGAUGGCUUCAGAACAAAGGACCUCCCCGCCAACCUUCUCCAGGCUCAGCGUGAUUACUUUGGUGCCCACACGUUCCGCAUCAAGCCCGAGCACGCCAGCGAGAAGUAUCCCGAGGGCAAGGACAUUCACGUGAACUGGACUGGACGUGGUGGUGAUGUGUCUGCGUCGACGUACAAUGCUUAAAUCGUCUCUGGUCCGCGCGCGCGUAUUUGCUGCUAUCCCUCGUGACGGCCUUUUUUUUGCUUUUGCGGCCCUCCACUCUGGCGCCGCUGUGCUACAAUUCUGCAAUUUAGCCAAAAGCGGCGUCUUUUCUGAUGAUGUGGCCGAGAGUCGAUGGAAAGAAGGUAUUAGUCAUCAUGAAUAGAACGAGCUGCACGUACAUAGUCUACGUUACCAAUGAGAAGAAGUGUCAGAUGAUUUU
Sphaerulina musiva SO2202 is the source of this 1850-nucleotide messenger RNA. Its product is annotated as 6-phosphogluconate dehydrogenase Gnd1. Gene Ontology annotation, molecular function: phosphogluconate dehydrogenase (decarboxylating) activity; NADP binding. Gene Ontology annotation, cellular component: cytosol. Lineage: Eukaryota; Fungi; Ascomycota; Dothideomycetes; Mycosphaerellales; Mycosphaerellaceae. The transcript has 4 exons. Gene Ontology annotation, biological process: pentose-phosphate shunt; pentose-phosphate shunt, oxidative branch. The coding region runs from base 14 to 1612 and encodes 532 amino acids. The record is from RefSeq and is a predicted model, not a curated record.